Molecule: messenger RNA, 6409 nt
Organism: Nomia melanderi (Alkali bee)
Lineage: Eukaryota; Metazoa; Arthropoda; Insecta; Hymenoptera; Halictidae
Gene: Klp31E
Product: kinesin-like protein 31E
Biological process (GO): spindle elongation; microtubule-based movement; mitotic spindle organization
Cellular component (GO): microtubule associated complex
Molecular function (GO): ATP binding; microtubule motor activity; microtubule binding
Source: RefSeq, a predicted model, not a curated record
UACGAAGUGUAAAGAACCAAAGAUGUCCGUCACGUAUGAUUUCAGUCCAAGAUCUGUGUAGUCCUUGGACCGACGCGGCUAGGAUAGCGAUUUUCCUUUCGUUAUGAGAGAUGUUUGAGUGGAUUUCACGGUCAUUUGUGCGGGCGUUCGCGACGAAAAAUGCGGAAUUUUCACUGUCGCCGCAUCUGAUAACGCGUGCGCAUUCAGGAUACCCGACUAUCGAAGAAUUUUAACCGCCGCCUAAUAAUUUUUGGCCUAAUCGCGCCGGAAUCCUGUUCGUUUUCACUGUUCAAGUUUCUAACGCUGUCACGUCUCGAACAAUAGCACAAUAAACGACGUCGAGAUGGCUGAUGACACGAGUGUACGCGUCGCUGUACGAAUAAGGCCUCAGGUAGCACGUGAAGUGAUCGAUAUGUGUAGAAUUUGUACUCAAGUACCUCCAGGAGAACCCCAGGUCUUUCUUGGACCAGACAAGGCCUUCACAUAUGAUUAUGUUUUUGAUACUGGCAUUGGGCAAAGCACAAUUUACGAAACAUGUGUUGGACACCUAGUAGAAGGUGCUUUAGAUGGUUACAAUGCAACUGUUCUUGCUUAUGGUCAGACUGGUUCUGGCAAAACUUAUACUAUGGGCACUGGUUUUGAUGUGGAAGUGGAGGAAGCUGUUGUUGGUAUAAUUCCCAGAGCAAUCAAACAUCUUUUUGAUGGAAUAGCAGAGAAACAACAGCAUGCUAGGGAACGUGCACAGAUGCCUCCUGAAUUUAAGGUUACUGCACAAUUUUUGGAGCUGUACAAUGAAGAUUUGAAAGAUUUAUUGGAACCAGGUGGGCCAAGAGGUGGUGCUCGCAUUCACGAGGAUACUUCAGGCAACAUUCAUUUAGCUGGUGUAGAACCAAGAAUUGUGACCAGUCUGGAACAAGCAUUAGAUUAUUUACGUUUGGGAGCAUUAUCACGCACAACUGGUUCUACUCAAAUGAAUACUCAAUCAUCAAGAUCACACGCGAUAUUUACAUUAUAUAUAAGGCAGCAAAGAUGCAUCAAGGUUGAAGACCCAGAUGCUGACAUUGACACAAGUGGAACAGAACCAGCAAAUGAGUUUGAAACUCUAACUGCAAAAUUUCAUUUUGUAGAUUUAGCUGGGUCAGAAAGACUGAAAAGGACUGGUGCAACAGGAGAUAGAGCAAAGGAAGGGAUAUCCAUAAAUUGUGGAUUGUUGGCCCUAGGCAAUGUGAUUUCAGCACUGGGUGACAAAACAAAGAAAGCUUUACAUGUACCAUAUAGAGAUUCCAAAUUGACAAGGCUACUUCAAGAUUCACUUGGAGGGAAUAGUCAGACUGUUAUGAUAGCUUGUGUAUCUCCAAGUGACCGGGAUUUUAUGGAAACACUGAGUACAUUGAAAUAUGCUAAUAGAGCGAGAAAUAUAAAGAACAAAGUUACAAUUAAUCAAGAUAAGAGUUCAAGGACAAUAGCUUCUUUGCGAAGAGAGAUACAACAGCUUCAGUUAGAAUUGAUGGAAUAUAGGCAAGGUAAAAGAGUUGUUGGCGAAGAUGGUGUAAAUGAUGCUUGGCAUGAAAAUCAAAUGUUGAAUAGUGAACUGCAAAGUCUACGUACAAGAGUCAAAGCUCUUUCAGAAACAGUCGAGGCACUAACUGCAAAGAAUGUUCUUCUGCUGGCAGAGAAGGCUGCUGGUCAGUGGGUAUCGGCAACAGGUGGAAAUGGUGAAGUAACGAGUUUAGUACAAGGAUAUGUACAAGAAAUAGAAGAACUAAGGGCGCGUCUCUUAGAAGCGGAAGCGAUGUAUCAACAAUUAAAAAAGCGGCAAAUGCAGGUUAAUGCAGCAAAUCCUUAUGGUGACUCUGGAUAUAUGUUUCAAAGUGAUUCUACAUCAGUAUUAAGUGAUGCCAAAAAAGAGUUGCAGAAGGAGAUUGAAACGUUAACUGCAUUAAAAGAGCAACAAGUGUACAAUACUAACACUGCCAAUAAAGUAGGAGAGGAAGGGGAAGGCGAUGAUGUAGAAGUUGUACAAGACUCUGCGAGUGAAGAUGACUCAGAUGACGACUCUGAUAGGAAAGAAGAAGACGAAGAGGAGGCAGCUAUGGGUCGUGAGUUGGAGGCUCUAACGUCGGAUAUAGAUAUGAAGCAGCGGUUAAUCCAGGAGUUAGAACUCUCUCAACGUCGCCUGCAAACCAUGAAACAGCAUUACGAGGACAAACUUGCGCAGUUACAGGCCCGCAUUAAAGAUACCCAAGAAGAAAGGGAUAAGGUGUUGCACUCUCUACAACAACAGCCAACGCCACCGACAGAGAAAGUGAAGAAACUGCGCGACGAGUAUGAGAAGAAGCUGUCCGCAAUGCAAAAAGAAAUGCGAUUGUUACAGACCGCCAAAAAGGAGCACGCGAGAUUGCUCAAGAGUCAGUCACAGAAUGAGAACAGGUUAAGAGGACUAAGGAAUGAACUAGCAGAGAUGAAGAGAGCAAAAGUGAAGCUUUUAAAUAAAAUGCGCGAGGAGGCUCAGAGACAUAAAGAGAAUGAGCUGAGACGCAACAGAGAGAUAGCUCAAUUACGUAAGGAGAGUAGGAAAAAUGCAAAUAUGAUUAGAACACUAGAAGCUGAUAAGAGAAUGAAAGAAGUGGUGCUCAGGCGUAAACAGGAGGAAGUUACGGCGCUGAGGAAAAGGGACAGAGGACUUAGUCAAAAAGUUGCAGGCAGAGCGCCACCUAAACCGAUUAAUCCCAAAACGUUAAAACAGAGGUGGCAAACCUUCGAGAGGACUAUUGCAAAACAGGCGUUGGCUAAGCAAGCAGCUGCAGAAACAGAGAGAGAAAUGGAGAGGCUUCUUCAGGAACGCGAGGAGCUAGGCAGAGAACUCGAGAAGCUUCAGAAGCACAGGAAUGAUAUAACGAGCAGGAGAGGUGACCCGAAUGAUAUUGACGAAGAAAUUGAUAAUGUAAAAAGUAAAAUUAGCUAUUUGCAGGAUAGCAUCUCGGAGUGUCAACGCGAUAUGGUGGAAAUGGGCGAUGGAGAAACAGAGGGCGAACCCGGCGUCGAAGCUCUCAUAUCGACGGUUCAAACAGUGGACGAAGCUCAAUAUUUAUUACAAAAAAUGCUGGCAUUUACCGUGGAGCAGAGUUGCGUAGCUGCUCAGAAGCAACUUGAAGUUCGGGACAUGGAAUCUCGACUGAAUCAGGUCGCGCAAGAAAGCGAUGUGCAACAUCAGUUACUAGAGCAUGUAUUGAGAGACAGAGAUCUUCUGUCCCUCACGAACAGUCACCACAAUCAUGCUUUGAAUUACAGUCCCCCGAGUUCAAGAAGCUCCUCGCCCGAUAAUGAAACUUACAGUCAAGUUAUAAUGGGAGAGGAAAAACAACGUAACAAUAAAGUGAGACGAAGAACCACGCAGCCUCAGGAACUUCUUUACGGAGUCCAAGCAAAUCCAGACAAUAUGAAAACAGAGGAACAAAGUCAGAAUCAUAAUCAUCCACUUACGAGGGUACCUAGCGCGCCAGGUAGUUUAAAAGGAUUGGUAUUGACGAGAAGUCAACAUAGUAACAUAACUGGUGGUUCACCGACCUUAAGUCGACGUGAUAGCAUAUCACCAAGGCCGCUCCGACGACCACUACAUCCUGGUGGAGGCUCCAUGGAACAGGUAGCACACACAGAUGUGUCAUCGCCACCUGGAUCACCGACCACCUACCGGCGGUUCAACAGUAGAGAGGAGAAUGUUUUCUCCAGGCUGACUGCAAGUAGACAACCUGCCUCGACAGACCCACAGCCUAUGAAAGGAAUCAUUUCUCAAUAUCAAGGCAAGACAUCGCCACGGGCCGUUUUGCAAUGUUCCCACGUAGCAGAGGGGCAUAGUAAAGCUGUUUUAACUAUAUGUGCAACUACAGAUUUAUUAUUCAGCGGAUCAAAAGACCGAACUGUAAAAGUAUGGGAUUUAAGAACUGGAAUUGAAAAUCUUACUUUGACUGGUCAUCCUAAUAACGUUGUUGCCGUGAAGUACUCACCAGUACGGAAUUUAUUAUUCAGCGUAUCUUCAGCCUACGUAAAAGUUUGGGACUUAAGAAUGGGCAACAGCUGUGUAAAAACUUUGUUCUCCUCUGGUCAAGCUCAAAGCGGGCAAAUUGCGUUGUCAACUCAAGUACCGAUGGGUGAAACGGCUAUCAAUGAUUUAGUACUUAGUCUAGACGAACAAGAGCUAUACACCGCAGCCAGCGAUAAAGUUAGGAUGUGGGAUCUUAGGAAAUUAACGCACAUGGGAAGAUUAAGUACACCGCAUACGGCUGCGGUGAUGUGCCUGGCUGUCGCGGAUGACGGUCGUGUAAUAGCUGGUAGCAAGGAUCAUCUAAUAUCCCUUGUCGAACCUAACAUGUCUGGACAGUCGGUAUGUUUGGCGCCACCGCACUACGAUGGAGUUCAGUGUUUGACUGCGUGCGAUUCGACACUUUUCUCUGGCUCGAGAGACAUGUGCAUCAAACGAUGGGAUUUGUAUAAAAUGGAACUAGUCCAGUCACUGAAUAAUGCACAUAAAGAUUGGAUUUUGGGAUUAUGUAUGAUUAACAGUGGAACUAUCAUGGUCUCAGGUUGCAGGGGAGGAGUUUUGAAAGCGUGGUCUGUACCAAAGGAACAAGGUGGAGAGUGUGCGCCAAUAGGGGAAGUACGGGCGCACGGUUCCGCUAUCAAUGCUGUGAUAACUAAUCAACAGCAUGUUUUCACUGCGAGCAACUCUGGAGAGGUGAAGCUGUGGCGUAUUCCUGAUUCCUCAUUAUCCAUGUCUAUUUCCACAGUUUCCCUUUAACUUAUUUUUUUAUAUUGCUGUAUAUUAUUCUUUUGCAUUUAUAGGUUGUUAAUGUGGUAAUGCGCAUGUUUGUCCAAACACAUUUUGUAGUUAUCGGAAAAUGUGUUGAGAUAUUUGACGUCAAGAAAAUUGUUUAUUACAUAAUUGACGACUGCUGAUAAUAAGAAAGAAAAGUAUAUCGUUACUUCACUAUUUGUUACCUCGCUUUCUGAUCUACAUAAUUUUUGCCUAUUCGAAAGACGUUUUCAAUGUAUUUUUACAUAUUUGUCUAUUCUUAGUAGUUCACUUGCAAAAUUGUCACCAGAUAUAAUGACAAAACUAUGCAAGUUAUUAUUUAAACUGUGCUUUGAAUGUUAUGAAACAUGCGUUUAUUCAAUUUACUACUAUGUAACAAAAGUCGAAAAUGUAAAUUACAUAUUUAUAUUAACAAUUUACUUUUUCUAUUGCCGCUUCUAUUCACUGUUAACAACUGAUAGAGUAGUAUAUGUAUGUUUUGUUUAAAGAGAAUAGCAUCAAUCUGAAGUUCCACACUCUAACGUCUACUAUCCUAUUCUAAUCACUUCCAUUUCUAUCGAAAUUGUGUGUAUGAAAUACUGCUUUUUAAAACGUAAAUAUGCUAAUUUGUAAGUCAUUAAUAGUGUGAUUGCAGUUGUGAAUGUACUGUAUGUAAGCAAAUUUUAUGUUUAAUCGAAUGAACUAGUAGGAUAUAAUAUCUUUGCAAUAAUCAUAAACUUCUAGAUCUAUUGAACAUGAGUUUAAUUUAAAUUUUUUAUUACUUUGCUUCUAUGUUGUUUACACUCCAAUUUGGUGCUUUGCAUGGUCACCGUGUCAACAUGAAGUGACGGAACGGUGAGGCUGUGGAGCUACUAUAAGAGAGACGCAAGAACUUUCCAGAGAAGCAACUCGUUGAAAAGUUAAUACAUUCAUUGAAAUAUUAUAUUUAUUUCGCAACGAUAUUUUCCUAUUUAUUUGUUAAUUUUUAUUAAUUUAUUACAAAACAGUGGAUCAAUAACCAGAGUCUAAAAGUGAUAAUGCACCUAACUUAUUGCUUGCUGAGACAUUAAUCCUGAUACUUUUAUGUUCCUGAACAUAAAUUGAUUGUGUUCUUGUCCUUUUUUUUAAAUGUUUUAUAAUUUAAGUCUCGCGCGUUUACUGCCUUCUUGGAUAUAGACAUCGGAUAAGAAUAGAAUUUAUAAGUGAUGGAUUUUAAAUGACAAACCAAGUAUCUUUUUUUAUGUUAGAUAGAAAUAUAUUAUAAAUCCAAAGAUGUAACAAUAUAAAAUAAAAGUUUAGCAAAAAUUAUGUGCAUUAUCGUAAAUUGCCUAAGCGUAGGAUAUAAACGAAUUUAUUUAAUAAGAAUAACUUUGGUAUUACCUAGCAUUUAUUUUAUUAUGAACAUGAAGGUGGUAAUAAUUAUAUUUACUCUUAGUACAAACAAUAAUUGUUGAUUAAUACUGUACAGUCUGAGGUCUCUGUAGGUCCCAAAUGCUUGAUAUUGUCAGGGUUGGCUGUUAUUUAGUUUUCUUCUGAAAAAUUUAAAAACAGUAUUAUGUCUAAUUAUGUUUAUAAUUAUAAAAGAAUAAAUGGGCUAGUAACAAUAUUAAUUAUAGUAUU